UGACUCUGGAGUUUGGGCAACUGAUGGUUGUACUGCAACACGUCAAGGAGACAGGGUGAAGUGUCACUGUAACCACCUGACAAACUUUGGUAUUCUCAUGAGUCCUUUUGGUGAAACUCCUCUAAAAGACUGGUUUAUCUUAAGCAUUAUAUCAGCCGUGGGAUGUGGUAUAUCCAUUUUCUGCCUAGUGUUGACUGUCGCUGUGUACAUCUUUUUGUGGAAGUAUGUGACGUGUGAUCGGUCAGUUCUCCAUGUAAACUUGAGUAUCUGUCUCAUCGUGGCCUACACACUCUUCCUGGCUGGAGUGGACAGAACGGACAGUCGGUACGGAUGUAAAGUCGUAGCAGCUCUACUCCAUUACAUCUACCUGGUCGUGUUCUGCCUUAUGUUGAGCGAGGGAGUUGAGAUCUUCAGAUCUGUCAGUUUGGUCUUUUCUUCCAAGUCCAUUUUGUGGAAGUUACUUCUGUUUUCAUACGGUGUGCCUAUGAUCAUCGUUGCUGUUUCGCUGGGAGUUACCAAGGCGGAAGGAUAUGGCACCAAAACUUCCUGUUGGCUGUCCACAAGCGAUGGUCUCAUUUGGGCUUUUGUAGGCCCAGUGCUGUUCGUCUUACUGAUAAACAUGUUCAUAUUAUUUCAAGUACUGUGGAUUAUGCAGAGAUCAAAACAGAUGAUGAAUAAAACAGCUCAACAGAGAACAAAGUCAGCUUUGAGAACUGUCUGUAUACUCUCGCCAAUACUGGGUCUCACCUGGGUGUUCGGAGUUCUGUCUGUCAACGGGGACACGAUUGCCUUCCAGUAUCUGUUUGCUAUUUUGAACUCUCUUCAGGGAUUGCUGAUUUUCAUCCUUUACUGUGUAAUAGCCCAUCAGGUUCGAGACGGUUUCAAGGCCAUACAACGUAAAUAUCGCGCCAAGUCGUUUGACUCCAGUCAGGUGCUCUCACCGGUCUCAUCAAAUGGCAAACAUUCAGACUCUGAUACCAACUUAAACCGACAGAUGAAAUCUUCUCCGAUUGCUGGCAGCAGUUCUACCAUCCACACUUUGGUGUCCGACAGUGCUGCUAACGGAAACAGGAGCCAUGUACAAGCUGGCCGUGGACAGUCUGAUGACAGCAGCUUAAACAGUAGAGGUCGCCACGGACAGUCUGAGGUCAGCAGCUCAUCCAGUAGAGGUCGCUACGGACAGUCUGAGGUCAGCAGCUCAUCCAGUAGAGGUCGCUACGGACAGUCUGAGGUCAGCAGCUCAUCCAGUAGAGGUCGCUACGGUCAGUCUGAGGUCAGCAGCUCACACAUUAGAGGUCGCCAAGGACAGUCUGACCACCAACAACACGGACAGACUCAAUAUGAAAACUAUGGUUUCUAUGACGACACAGCUGACAUUGCUCACAUAAAUGGUGAACCAGUUUUAGGUAUUCAAGACAGACAGGCAUAG
Messenger RNA from Candidula unifasciata, 1429 nucleotides. NCBI's taxonomy places the organism in Eukaryota, Metazoa, Mollusca, Gastropoda, Stylommatophora, Geomitridae. The record is from the annotation of a GenBank genome assembly.